AAAGCGAUACCGCCAUCAUCCAACAAUACCACUUGCGACGGCGAGCGCCAUUUCACCCAUGAUCAGUCUCUCACAUCAAAUCUUACGAAUCGCCGAAUUGAAAGUAUCACAAUAAUCUCGCGGCGAUGGCUAGUAUCGAUCGCUAUCGGCCUUCGAGAGAGGCAUAUCAGCCUCCCACGCUCCCGCCGGGUCCUCAACGACCAGACCGGCAAUCCAGAUCCCCCGCCCGUCGUCUUGAUGUGCCGCCUGCAGUUCCAUCUCCCCCGACACAUUCAUCGCGGACCUCGCCUCCGCGGCCCCAUUCUCAGCGAGACACGCGUUCGCCACAGCGGUCCAGGGCGCAAACACCAGGACCUCCGCCCAAUCAGUGGUACUUCACCCCCGACGAGACCUUGAGCACACCGAGUAUUCUAGAUGGCAUUUCACCGGCAGAGGAGCGCCUACGACGCGCGAAGGGAGUCAACUUCAUAUACCAGGCCGGAGUUCUUCUCGACCUGCCCCAAAUCACCCUUUGGGUUGCAGGUGUCUUCUUCCACCGGUUCUACAUGCGAUACAGUAUGGUUGAAGAGAAGAACGGCAUCCACCACUACGCACAAUCCGCACUUCCAAGGUCCAAACGAGGGACCCAAAAGGCUCAAGCCGAACCAAUGCUGACGGAAUCGGUUGAACAGAACAUUGCAGCUACUGCGCUCUUUCUCGCGAACAAGACAGAAGAAAACUGUCGGAAGACGAAGGAAAUCAUCAUUACAGUGGCAAAGGUGGCCCAAAAGAACCCCAAGCUAAUGAUAGAUGAGAUGAGCAAGGAGUACUGGCGGUGGAGAGACAGCAUUCUCAUGUACGAGGAGUUGAUGCUCGAGUACCUCACAUUUGACCUUAUGGUGGAAAACCCUUACCAGCGUCUCUUCGAGCUUCUCGGCCAACUCGAAAUUGUUCACAACAAGCAUCUAAGGCAGUCAGCCUGGGCGUUCUGCAGCGACGCUUGCCUUACCUCCAUCCCUCUACUGCUCGAAGCACGCGACGUUGCCAUCAGUGCCAUCUUCUUUGCCAGUAUACAUACACAGCAGAAGAUCGAAGACGUCAACGGCGAACCGUGGUGGAGGGCAUUGAAAGGAAACGAAGACAAGUGUGCCAAGGCCAUCGACAUUGUCCGACAGUUCUACACAGAGAACCCGCUCCGUAAACAGAACCCGUCACUGCCAUCACCAGCCUUUGACCUGGCCAAUACUAGACAGCCGAGGGACCCGAUGAGUCAGGACGCUCUCUCGUCUACAGCAGGCACGCCUUUUGAGCUGGAUAGAGGGACACAGAGCCCAAGAGCUAGGGCUAAUGGCCGCGACGACGUCACUAACACUGAGUCUGGCUCGCAGGCCACGCUUAAGGAGCCAGAAAGAGCGAAUGGCAAUAGUCUGGCGUCCCCAGGAAAGAGGAAAGAAGUCGACUCGGAUUCUGAGGGCAGAGAACAGAAGCGGGCACGACUGUCCGAUGAAGAUGAAGGGGAGGUUUUGGACUAGGAGCUCUAGCCUGCAACAUUAUAAUAAUUCUACGGACCACGGGCAUCGGAGGUCUAUCGCAUUCUACGGCGUGUAUUCAGACACAAGGGUCGACAGGCGCAAGGCGACGCUUAUGUACCAUAGUGGUCACUCAAGGGGACUUCAAGCGCAGGCAUCUUGGAUUGCGCAAGAGUCACAGCACGCUUUCACAGAGUAACGGCGUUCCAGGGGUGGUAGUUUGGCAGAGGUCAUGGCGCAAGCGAUGCUUUGCAAAGGUAGGGAAUACCUUAGCAGUGAUUACAAUUCAUAGCGAAUUCAUCCUAA
Messenger RNA from Colletotrichum acutatum, 1814 nucleotides. RefSeq names its product cyclin-K. Bases 126 to 1511 code for a protein of 461 amino acids. The transcript has 2 exons. The record is from RefSeq and is a predicted model, not a curated record. Gene Ontology annotation, biological process: positive regulation of DNA-templated transcription, elongation; regulation of transcription by RNA polymerase II. Gene Ontology annotation, molecular function: cyclin-dependent protein serine/threonine kinase activator activity. Gene Ontology annotation, cellular component: cyclin/CDK positive transcription elongation factor complex; nucleus. NCBI's taxonomy places the organism in Eukaryota, Fungi, Ascomycota, Sordariomycetes, Glomerellales, Glomerellaceae.